AGGAAGUAUAGCGGAUGUCGUUGCCCGAAAACUGUAGUAGCGUCCGUGGUGAGAAGAUAUAUUCUCUUCUGGUUAUCCAUUGUGGUUUCUUCGACGUGUUCGAGUUAGUUCAAUACAGAUGUUGAAUAUUUUUACGAAUCAUUUUUUUUCUUUUUUGAUUUAAGUGUUAAACGUAAGAACUAAUAUAUAUUUUCAAAUUACGAAGGAGAGAUUAAUUGCAACAUAAGCGUAUGGUAUACGGCUGAGAAAAUUACAUCACGAGGAAGGCAGCAGAGUUAAUUGAAGAUAUGGAUUCGUUGACAUAUGAAUUUUAAACAGCUGCUUUUAAAAAUGUUCAUCUCCUAUCUUAUUUAUAAAUCAUCCUAUUAGGAUAUUUAAUGUCAUUGUAAUCAGCUGUAUAUAAAUAUUUUUACAAUGUCAACCAAUACUCAAUUCUCAAAUCUUUCUCCGGCCAUAAGUCUGCCUAAUAUGUCAGUACCGCCACCAUCUGCGCCAAAUUUAUCUGCUCCACCUCCAAAUUUAACUACUAUAAACACCUCUGGGAGUUAUCAACAUCGUUAUACAAAUCAUAGAGAUGGAAAUCGUGGCUUUUUUAAACCAUUCAGACCAUAUCAUGCCCCUAAAGUUGUGGCUGGUGGUCAAGAUACUUUACAAGAUGAAUUUGAUGGAAAAAGACUUAGAAAAUCUGUUAUGCGAAAGACUGUUGAUUAUAAUUCCGCUAUUAUUAAAAGUUUGGAGAAUCGUGUAUGGCAAAGAGAUUAUAGGGAUAGACGUGCUCUUCAACCAGAUGUCAUAUAUUAUCCUGAUCUUCUUCCACCUCCAAGUUAUGUUGAUAAUCCAAUUAAUGCAGUCACUACAAGAUUUGUAAAGACUGCAACAAAUAAAAUGCGUUGUCCAAUAUUUUGUAUGGCAUGGACACCAGAAGGUAGACGUUUAGUCACUGGUGCAUCAAGUGGCGAAUUUACCUUGUGGAAUGGUCUUACAUUUAAUUUUGAAACUAUUCUUCAGGCACACGACAGUCCUGUAAGAACAAUGGUUUGGUCUCAUAACGAGAGCUGGAUGGUGACAGGAGAUCAUGCAGGUUAUGUCAAAUAUUGGCAGAGCAACAUGAACAAUGUCAAGAUGUUUCAAGCACACAAAGAAGCAAUUAGAGGACUCAGUUUCAGUCCAACGGAUCAUAAACUGGCUACCUGUAGUGAUGAUGGUACUGUCAGGAUUUGGGACUUCCUACGCUGUCACGAAGAACGAAUUCUUAGGGGUCAUGGUGCAGAUGUGAAAUGUGUACAUUGGCACCCUCAAAAAAGUCUAGUCAUCUCAGGAAGCAAAGAUAAUCAGCAACCUGUGAAGCUUUGGGAUCCAAAGAGUGGACAAUCACUUGCCACCCUACAUGCACAUAAAUCAACUGUAAUGGAUAUCAAGUGGAAUGAGAAUGGUAAUUGGCUAGUGACUGCAUCGCGAGAUCAUUUGCUUAAAUUAUUUGAUCUCAGAAAUCUCAAUCAAGAAGUCCAAACUUUUCGUGGUCAUAAAAAAGAGGCAUCUAGCGUUGCAUGGCAUCCAAGUCAUGAGGGACUUUUUUGUAGCGGCGGUAGUGAUGGUGCAAUACUCUUUUGGCAUGUCGGAGCUGACAAAGAGGUUGGUGCAAUAGAACAAGCUCAUGAUAGUAUAGUAUGGACAUUAGCAUGGCAUCCAUUGGGACAUAUUUUAUGUUCUGGUAGUAAUGAUCAUACUUCUAAGUUUUGGACACGUAAUCGACCUGGUGAUCUCAUGAGAGAUAAAUACAAUCUCAAUACAUUACCUGCGGGAACAGCAGGAGUUGAUGAUCAUGAAAUAGCUGAUGAAGCAGCAGUAAUACCUGGUAUGGGACCAGAAGAUAGAAUUAAUGCUGACGGUGAGCUAGAAGAUAAAAGUGGAGAAAUACCUGGAUUGGAUUUGGAUCAUGCAGUGGACGAAGGAAAAAAAUUUACUAAUAAAAAAGUUCCAUACAGUAAGCCAAUACCUAGAAAUUUCCAGGCUCAAUGGAAUGAAAUGGAAGCGGAAGAUAUUGAACAAGUAGAAGCAUUAAAUGCUUUUGUAAAUCAAUUAAUUGAAACGACACCAGGAGCUGUACCGUUGAGCGAACUUUCUCCUACCGCUAUUAUAUUAUACGGAAAAAUGAUACCUGUUGAACCUGGUUCAAAAUUGGCGGAAGCAAUUGGUAAAGGAAAUGAUGCCAUAAAUAAACUAGUAUUUUCUGGGGAAAUAGAAGAAUUAAGAGACGUCGUGGGUCCAUUAAAUAGCGUCGAUGAGACGGAAGAUUAUUUACAGGAUGAAGGAGAAAUAGAUUAUUCUAAAGUUCCCGAUAUUGAUCUACCUCCACCCUUACCUAGUUCUAAAUUUGCACAAAAUCCAGAAUUACUUAAAACUUUAAAUCGUGGUGGAAAGAGAAAGUUCGACCAAUUAAUUGGUUGGAGUGAUGGAGGAGCUAGUGAUCGAACUUCAAAAAUUCAUCAACCAGUAUUCGGUGGUGUUAUUACGGAUGAUGUACAAUCAAGUGACGGGGAGACCAGGUACAGUGCCAGUAAAUCGAAUGAUAAUAGUUCCUUCCAAGGUCAAGAUGAGGAUUUAAGAAGGAUUGCACACGGAGAUUCGAGAAGUAUGCAACGGGGUGACGAAGACUUAAGAUAUAACACGUCUAGUGGACCUGGCAGACCAGGAUCUCGAUCGGAAUAUGAUAUAAGAAGUAAUUAUGGAGACAAAGAUUUUAGAAGUAUGAAUUCGCAAGGAUUUCUCUUAAAAAAAUCUUCCGAAAACGAUUUAUACGAUGAUAAGGAACGAGAUGGAUCCCGAUGGGACGAUGAAAAAAUUAUGAGUAGUAGUUCUAGAAAAACGGAUAGUAAUUUUUCAAGCAGUAAUUUUGAUAAACGUGAUAAUAUGCAAUUAAAUAUUGGACCUGGAAUGGGUAGUAAUAUGUCUCAUAUAGGGAAUAAUAUGUCCCACCUACCAAACCAUCAUAAUAUGCAAAAUAUUAAUCCUAAUAUGCCGCUACCAAUUCCGAAUCUCGUUCAGCAUCCAAAUAUGCCUCAGCAUCCUGGUAUGCAAAAUAAAUUGCCUCAUGGAAAUGUUCAAGGAAUGGAUGGUCCAAUGCCACAUAUGAUGCAUCAUCCUGGUAUGCAUCCUGCUUUUGGCCCGAAUGGACCACCUCCACCAGGAGGCUUUGGUCCCAAUUUUAGACCUCCUAAUGGCAACUUCGGUCCGAAUCAACAUUUUAGGCCAAAUCCUAUGCCACCGUUUGGCCCAAAUCAAGGUCCACCUUUCAACAGCAAUUUUCAAGGAACACCUAAUUUUCGAGUACCCAAUUCUGGACCAUCUAAUUUUGAUCGUCCUGGUUUCGGUCCAAAUUUUCGAGGACAAAAUGUCGGCAGUCAAAAUGCACCCAAUCAUUUCAAUUCCAAUUUUGGUAACUUUGGUUGUAACAAAAAUGGACCUAAUCGUGGAAUAAAUCGUGGACCUAACGACAAUAAUAUGGGAAGAAACGGAUAUAACAAUCGUGGCAGGGUACGUGAUAGUGAUCAAUCAAGAGGUACGAGAGGAAGAGACAAUUAUUGAAGUUAUAAUAUAAACAAUGUGUUUACACUCCAAUUAUAUCAAUGAAUUACAUUCUGCCCAUGCAAACGAAAAUCGUACUGGUUGCAUCGGUAUUAUUCAACAUUAUAAUUUUGCCUAAAUGAUAAUGCAUCAUAAGCAGUGCCGUGUAAUAUACUAAUUCAUGUUGGCUGCAUUAUAAUGCCUUACAGAAAUAAUUGAAGCAUUCAUUUGCUCAUUUACGAUUAUGACUUGCAUCAGUGAGGAGUGCAUUCGUCAUUAUAAAAAAAACUUUACUUUCCGUAAUUCAUGAAUUUGAAUAACUGCAGAAUUAAAACUGCUGGUUCAGUGAUUUAUGGAAAAUUGAAAAUUAUAUUAAGGGUGGAUAAACUUAUGUACAGGAUAUCCGCAUUAACAGCAUAAUAUAUGUUCACCUGAUCUAAAUAUUCACUGAUGUAUGAAGAAUACAAAUUUAUAUAUAUAUGUAAAUAUAUAUAUAUAUAUAUAUAUAUAUGUAUAUAUAUAUAUAUAUAUAAUAUUAUAUAGUUGAUAUCAACAAUAAUAUUAUGAUAAAGUGACGUUUACAGCAUUGGUAUGAAGAAAUUUUGGUUCUAUAUGAAUAACUACCGAAAUCAUGAAAAUAACAAUGACAUGUUGCCUGUAAAUGAUUUAAUCAGCGAAUGUGUGAGAAAAAACAAUUUACUUAUUCAUUAUUAAUAAAAUGGAGUAAGGCAUAAGAACUUUUCAUUGAAACAUUGUUCCCAUACUCAUUUGUGCAAGUAAUGAAAUGAGAUCUCAAACUUGAUAAUAAAAAAAAGUAAUAAUGGAUACAAUAAUAAUAUUUAGCGAAAAUAUAUAAUAAUAUGCAUUUACUUUUUUAAAUCUGUUAAGAGCACUGCAAACUAAUAAAUAAUAACUAGACAAAUUAAAAAAAUAACAACACUUUUGUGUACUUUAUUAUAGAAAAAAGAAAAAGAAAAGAAAAAAAGAAAAAAGAAAAUACGAUUUGCAAACUCGUAAUUAAAUUAUUUGCAUACUUCACAAAUAAAUGAUGCAUUAAGAGCUAUCAGAGCGAUAAACUUCUAAUAAAAAUCUGAAACUGCGAUCUUUCAAAAAUAAUUGAAAUUUUAUACAGUAAUUCCUGUAUAUUCAAAAGCAUUUUUCCAAAGUAUUUCAGGCAUUAUUGUAUAAAAUUCUUGUAUUUUUAUUAUCAUCAUCAUCAUUUAUUAUCAUAAUUAUCAUUAUUAUUAUUAUUAGUAUUAUAUUAACUGUAAUAUAUAGCUUAAAAUUAUUUGAAUUAACAAGUUUUAGUUUAUAUUUCUAAUUUAUUCUAUUUUUUAAUUUAUUCAUUACUUCUUGCUCGAUGUUUGUGUGGACAUAAUUCAGCAACAGGUAUGGACAUAAUUCCAUUAUGUUACAACCAUAAUUGCGCUAGAAACGCAAUAGGGAACACUUGUUCCCAUUAUACACCCACUGUAUCCGUGUAUAAGAUCGAGUAGAUUAAUCUGUCUUAACAUGCAACCAAAUAAUUGAGAUAAUGCAUGACAGAAAUUUUUUUAUUUAAUAAGAAUAAUAGUACAUCUAACAAAAGUAAGAAAAAAUCAUAUGUCAGAUUAUACUUCUCGAUGAUCUAGCCUGUUAAAUAAGAAGAAGAGAUUUAGAAUUAGAUUUUGUAAAUUUAUUAAUUAUCAUUAAAAUUAUAGUGAUAACUCUUUUAUAAUUUUUAAUGUUAAUAGAAUAUUAUUUAUAAUUUUUGUAUAAACAAUUCGAUAAGGAAUACUUUCUAAUGAUAGGCUUUUGCAUCCUAUUUUACUUGUACGAAAAAAUAUUACUUUAGAAUAUUUUUAAGUCUAAUCUUAUCUUUAUCUGUUGUAGAACGAUUAGCAAUGAGAAUAUUUUAAUUUCUAGAUAAAUAUGAAAAAAAAAAACUAGUUUUGAAACGCGUAAAGAUAUGGAACCAUUGUCUCUUGGUAGUACUUAGCGUUAUAUGAUUUACAAUUAGACUUUGCAACUAACACCGACCAAGGUCUUACUACGUAGAAGUUGCUGCAUAUGGAGACUCACGGACUAACGCUGACCCUACUCUAAAAUCCACGUUCCGCGAUACCGAUCCGUAUUCAGCUUCGGGUGUUUUCAGGCUUCUUAAUUAACAGGAGAUAUAUUGGACACCACUUACAGAUAGUUCCACCGUCCAACAUCGAUAACUUCAGACAUAAUGGAUUGUUAAGCACGACCGUUCGUCGUGCUUUUCUAAUUUCGAACAGUAAAAGGGUAAUCCUCAGUAGGAUUUUUAAUCGUGUCCGCUUAACACUCAUAUGAGUGUUAGUAUAACGGUGACUCUAAGUUGAAAUCUGAGGUGAUAUGAGUUAACCGAUAUUUUGACUUUCAACGCUAUUUGGUCGAGGGAUGAUCCCCCUCCCUUCCCCCUUUAGAAAUAAUAGGAUCAUCACAACAUCGGUUAGCUACAUGUACAGCACUACAAGGUGACACCCCGUUCGCGUACCCUGAAUUUCAAACAAUAAAACGAAGACCAUGGUAAGACUUUUAAACGUGCCCGAACAUUCACGCAAAUGUUAGAAAAACGGUGAUUCUACUUUAAAAUUUGCAAGGUAAUCUAAUCGGAUUUUCGAGCAAAUAAAAUCAAGUCCUCGAUAAGACUUUUAUAAAUGCACCCGCCAACAUCCACGCAUUUGUCCGCCGACACGCGCGCGAGUGUUCUCCUUAUCUUUCCCUCGUGUAAAAAUCGAUGAAUGAAUCUAUCCCUCGAAGAUAUCUGGAAAAAAGAAGAAAAAAAAAAAAAAAUUAAAACACAGAAAAAAAUGAAGAAGAGAAAAAGUGAAAAUAUGAGAUAGAAAAGAAA
Molecule: messenger RNA, 6421 nt
Organism: Vespa velutina
Lineage: Eukaryota; Metazoa; Arthropoda; Insecta; Hymenoptera; Vespidae
Gene: Wdr33
Product: pre-mRNA 3' end processing protein WDR33-like
Exons: 9
Coding region: 415-3585 (1056 amino acids)
Cellular component (GO): mRNA cleavage and polyadenylation specificity factor complex
Molecular function (GO): protein binding
Source: RefSeq, a predicted model, not a curated record